AUGAAAGAGAGUUUGGAAGCAUUACAGGAGCGUUUAGACCGCAUUGAGCAAAUCACAGGAUACUUAGAAGAUGGAGAGUCUGAGACUGUUCUGAAAAAGUUACAAGCGCUUUCGAACGAAGUCAGACGGAUGUGUGGGGAUGGAACCACGUGCUCAAGAAUGGUUUGGCGACUUUUAGAGAAAUACGGUGGGAACGGCAAUGUUCAAAUGUCCCAAACCGAAAAAACCGAGCUGGAAACGUGUCAAGAAUCGCUUGCUGAGAUUCUGCGACAGCUGCAAGAGCUUGAACUUUGGUAUCGGGAUGAAGAUCUGGAUCACGUGCUCUCGUGUGGGAUCAUCGAUAGCAGUGUAGCUAGCGGUAGCAUAAAGCUGUCGACGCUUCCACUGCAGUUCGUACAGGUAUCUCAGCUGAUAGUUGGAACUAUGAGCUUGCUCCAACGGUUUGUGGAUCUAAACGUGAGAAGCAACAAUUUUUGGAAUGACACCGAGCGGCGUGUGAGAUCUCUGGAAUUCAAGAUUAGAGCCCAGGAGGAGAGCAGAAUGAUAUGA
This is a messenger RNA of Lachancea lanzarotensis, 549 nucleotides long. It is a transcript of the gene LDB18, whose product is annotated as LALA0S21e00232g1_1. The record is from RefSeq and is a predicted model, not a curated record. The coding region runs from base 1 to 549 and encodes 182 amino acids. The transcript has a single exon. Lineage: Eukaryota; Fungi; Ascomycota; Saccharomycetes; Saccharomycetales; Saccharomycetaceae.